Messenger RNA from Centruroides sculpturatus (bark scorpion), 1295 nucleotides. Its product is annotated as innexin shaking-B-like. Gene Ontology annotation, molecular function: gap junction channel activity. Gene Ontology annotation, cellular component: gap junction; plasma membrane. The coding region runs from base 167 to 1255 and encodes 362 amino acids. Lineage: Eukaryota; Metazoa; Arthropoda; Arachnida; Scorpiones; Buthidae. The transcript has a single exon. The record is from RefSeq and is a predicted model, not a curated record.
AGCAAGAUGUUAUUAUACUUUACAUCUUUCGUUGCUAUACUAUGCCAUUUUAUAGUAUGACGUAUGUACCCAGAAUGCAACUGGUGAGGAUAUACUUUGACCAUCUUAUGGAGUAUUCAAUCACUCCAAAUAUAUAUUUAUCCAGUGAUUGAACCACGUUUCGACCAUGUUGGACUUCUUAAGAAGCUUAAAGAGCCUCCUUAAGGUUGGUAGAGUCCAUAUCGACAACAAUGUAUUCCGAUUGCAUUAUUUGUUUACCGUGCUUAUUCUAUUGGCAUUCUGUAUCGUUGUGACUACUAAACAGUACGUUGGUGAUCCUAUUAACUGUAUGAAGAGCAAUGCAAUACCGGAAGAAGUCAUUAACCUGUAUUGUUGGAUACAUACAACGUACUCGAUAUCCAAAGCAUUUCAUAAGAAAGUAGGAGAGGAGGUGCCUUAUCCGGGUGUAGAUUCGACAGAAGACAAGAGCGAAUUUCGUUACCAUAAAUACUAUCAAUGGGUAUGUUUUAUGCUAUUCCUGCAAGCGUUAUUCUUUUAUUUUCCAAGGUGGUUAUGGAGAAUGUGGGAAAAUGGUAAGAUUCAGUCGCUGAUGAUGGAUUUAGAUUGCCCAAUAUGCGCCGAAAAUGAGAAAAAACAGAAGAAAAAGCUGCUGGUUGAUUAUAUUAUUAAUAGUUUACAUCAACACGACUGGUAUGCUGCUAAAUAUUUUGUUUGCGAAAUUAUUGCUUUCGUUAACGUUAUAGGACAGAUGCUGCUCAUGGAUAAGUUCUUCAGCGGAGAAUUCCUAAAUUACGGAUUGGAAGUAUUAAAAUUUACAGAAAUGGAUCAAAACGAUCGGACCGAUCCUAUGAUAAGAGUUUUUCCAAGAUUAACUAAAUGCCAUUUUUAUAAAUACGGCCAUUCUGGUAAAAUCGAAGAACACGAUGCUUUAUGUGUAUUACCUCUUAAUAUAAUUAAUGAGAAGAUUUAUAUAUUUUUAUGGUUCUGGUUCAUCAUACUUGCCAUUUUAACGGGUGUAGUACUGAUAUUUAGAAUGGUUAUUGCCGCUUGCCCACCUGUACGUGUUUACCUGUUGAGUAUGAGAUUCCGCAUCUUGCACAUGGAACAUAUACACACCAUAGUGAGACGUGGAUCCAUUGGUGAUUGGUUUCUGAUAUAUAUGCUGGGACAGAAUGUAGAUUCAUUAAUAUUUAGAGAUAUUAUAGCAGAUAUUGCUAAGAGAAUCACAACAGAACCAAAGGAAGCAGUUGCGUAAGUUUAAAUGGUAUAGGAAUAUUUACAACAAUUUGAUUGAC